This is a messenger RNA of Psilocybe cubensis, 1902 nucleotides long. RefSeq lists its product as uncharacterized. Gene Ontology annotation, biological process: GPI anchor biosynthetic process. Gene Ontology annotation, molecular function: mannose-ethanolamine phosphotransferase activity. The transcript is spliced from 4 exons. The record is from RefSeq and is a predicted model, not a curated record. The coding region runs from base 1 to 1902 and encodes 633 amino acids. Gene Ontology annotation, cellular component: endoplasmic reticulum membrane. Lineage: Eukaryota; Fungi; Basidiomycota; Agaricomycetes; Agaricales; Agrocybaceae.
AUGACUUUCCCGUACGACUCCUUCAAUGUUGAAGAUCUUCACACUGUCGAUGAUGGCAUAAUAAAGCAUCUGUUCCCUUUAUUGGAGGAUCCCUCAAAACCAUUUGAUUUCCUUAUUGGCCAUUUUCUCGGUGUGGAUCAUGUAGGACAUCGACUGGGUCCAGACCAUCCUAGCAUGAAGUUGAAAUUGGAGCAGAUGAACGCCGUGCUAACCCGUGUAGUGGAGACAAUCGAUGAAGACACACUGUUGGUUGUUCUAGGAGACCAUGGAAUGGAUCGCUCAGGUGAUCAUGGUGGCGAUGGGACUCUGGAAACAUCAGCUGGAAUGUGGAUCUACAGCAAAGGUGCUGCCUUGAUGGAAACAGAAACAGAAAUUCCAAGCGGUCUAUUACAAUUUAAAAUCUUUCCUGGUUGUGAUGUCCCUCACCGUUCAAUCCAGCAAAUUGAUAUUUUGCCAACGUUAUCAUUACUCCUCGGGUUCGCAAUUCCCUACAACAAUCUUGGCACAGUGAUACCUGAACUAUUCUGGCGAGAUCACGGCAAUGGUCUUCUUCGAGCUUCCCUAGAAGUUAACGCUGCACAAAUCAUGAGAUACCUCCAAACGUACAGAAAUAGUGCAUCUGGGGGCGAAUUGAACGACUCCUGGGAAGGAAUUAUUUUCUCUUGGACGGCGUCGCAAUCUGACAACCUAUUUGGAGCAAGCAAGUUAAUCAUUCUUUUCAAUUUUACAAGAGUGGCUUUGGCGGCAUGCCGGGAAAUGUGGGCACAGUUCAAUCCUCUCCUAAUGGGAUCGGGUCUUGUGCUCCUCAGUUCAAGCCUUUGUGCCUCCUGGUCGGUGUAUUUGGGACUCACAUCUGUUAAGACCGAUUGGAGGGAAUGGUUGAAGCCUCGCUUGUCUGGCGUUAUCCUUGCUGGUGUCUGUGGAGCAAUUCUAGGCAUCGCUGGACAACAAGUAUUGAGAAUUUUUGUACCUGGCGUCAGUGCAAUUGAUCUAUCUCUUUUCACGGGUGGGAUGGCCUCGUCAGUGAAAUUUAUCAUAUCUUCUCCUCCAAAAAUCAGUUUCCGGAUGAUAAAGUCGGUGCCCAUCCUCCUCGUGCUUCACACAGUGGCCUUCCUUUCGAACUCCUUCACUUUCUGGGAAGACAGGGGAAAGUUCAGCAACUUUAAGAACGGCAAAAACAUGGCUGGCUCGUCUUGGUUUUGGAUGGAUCCUGUUAGGAGGUGGUAUCGAAAUCUCAAGACGGAAAACGGCAAAUUCAAGUCGUGGGAUAUGCAAACGCAGCUGUUAGACAGUUAUCGCGAUACUGUUGCCAUUCACACUGCCUGUGAAUCAUCGACACCAUCCUCCGUACUUGAUGCCGCCUCAGCAAUGAGGUUCUCUCCCUCAGUUAGGUUUAUAGACGUCAUUCCCAUCGCUCUGUUGGGUUUGCAUGCUUUCUAUGGAACAGGCCACCAGUCAACCAUUCAAUCUAUUCAAUGGAAGUCUGGAUUCAUGAUCACUCCAACAGCAAACUAUUUUUUCGCUCCAAUAACUGUAUUACUCAAUUCUGUCGGUCCCGUCUUUUUAUUCGCACUAGCGACACCUUUGGCAGCGCUCUGGAAUAGGUCGCCUUUACCCAUCAGCGUAACACAGCCUGAAGCAGACGUACAGGUCAAAGGAGAAAGUACAUUAGCUGCGUUAGGGAUAGUGAUAUAUUAUUCGGCUUUACUACUAGGAUCAACAGUCAGCGCAGCAGUCCUUCGAAGGCAUUUGAUGGUUUGGAAGGUUUUUGCGCCACGGUUCAUGACUGCUGUUCUGGAGUUGUUGGCUGUUGAUUUGGCUGUUCUGAUCGGUGUCGGUGUUGGCCUCGAGAGGAUAGUUCAACGUUUAUCGAAGACAUUUCACGGGGAAGCUGUUUCCUGA